CUUGGAUCUUCUCUUUCUUUCUUUCUCUCUCGCUUGCCGUCAAGAUCACUUACAUCACCGCCAUGUCCGACUACGAGCUGCGGCUGUGCUCGUCGGCUGCCGAUCUGCGUGCGGCGCAUGAGGUCCGCCUCGAGGUGUUCCACCGCGAGCAGGGGUUCCCGGCUGAUACGGAAGUGGACGAGUACGACCCUGUGUCUGCGCACUUUAUCGUCGUGGAGCGGCACAGCGCGAGGCCCGUGGGCGUCAUCAGGCUGACACCGUACCCAAGGGAAGAGGUGCUGGCCCUGGCACCGCCGCCGCCGCCGUCCUCCUCUGCGAAGGACGCUAUCAAGAAGGCCGACGAUGGUGGCCUCUUCAGGGGAGGCGCCAUGGAGGCAGAGGAAGCAAAGAGGUCGAACGUAGAGGACAACUCGAUACCGCAGGAGCAGACGAGCAUGGUGACGGCAGGAGGUGGCCCUGGCGGCACCAGUGGAGGGCUGCCCAUGUUCCCCAAUUCAGCGACGAAGCAGACCGCGGCAGGGUCCGCGGCGAGCGACAAGCGGCAAAGCGACAAGGACGACCGGGCCCAGGACGUCGUCGGCCAGUCGGGCGUCAUCACCGUCGAUGAGACUCCAGCCGGCAAGCUCGACUCGAGCUAUCCGCUCGGUGGAGUGCAGAGCUCCGAGUCCCUGGCCCAUCUCUUCAGACGCGUGGCCCUCGCCAAGCCAGCAGCGGCCAACGCAAAGGGGGCCGCGCACGGGCACGACUCGCGAGGCGCAAAGAUCAGCCGCCUCGCCGUUCUGCGCUCAGAGCGGGGCAAGCAUCUUGGCGAGCAGGCGGUGCGUGGCGCCGAAAAGUGGCUUCUCGAUGUCCUUUCGACGCCUGCCCAGGGCGAUGAGGCCCACAAGGACACAGGGGUGGACAGCAUCGACGUUGUGCUGAGCAGCCAGAUGCAUGCCGUGAACUUCUACAAAAAACUCUCGUACCAGACCACUGGCGAGCCGUACGACGAAGAAGGGGCACCACACAUGUGGUGCCUGAAGAAGCUUGCCUUUGAGCGAGCAUGAUUAGACUAGAAAUACAUUGCUGGUUCCCUCC
Molecule: messenger RNA, 1077 nt
Organism: Acaromyces ingoldii
Lineage: Eukaryota; Fungi; Basidiomycota; Exobasidiomycetes; Exobasidiales; Cryptobasidiaceae
Exons: 2
Coding region: 63-1046 (327 amino acids)
Source: RefSeq, a predicted model, not a curated record